AUGGAAGAAUCCAUCAACUACAUCAGAAGCUACAACAAAGUACACCCCGAUGGCGAAACGUCCGCCACUCACCAUCAACCUCCUGCUCCGACACGCCGCAGAACCAUUCCUGUCGUCAUUACACUAACAAUCUUCACCAUCAUCAUUGGCACAAUUAUCGCUCUUUCAGUUCGCCAGCCUGACCGGCACAACAACCGCGGUUACAAGCCGCUGAGUACCGAGCAAUCAGUUUCAGUUAUUAACUCCGUGUGUGCAGUCACGCAGCAUCCGGAGUUAUGUUUAGCUCACGUCAGCACAGUUAACUCCAGUGACGUUGUUGAUCCUAUGAUGAUUUUCAACAUUACGUUGCACCUCGCGGUUAAUGAGGUUGUUAAUGUAUCGUUGAUGUCAAAAACUCUAAUUAUGAAAGUGAAUGAUUUAUAUACUGGUUUGAUGUUUAGAGAGUGUGUGAGUUUGUUUGAUGAUGCGGUGAGUCGACUCAGUCGGGCAGUGGAGAUUGUGAACGGGGAUGGGGAGAUGAUGGAGGGGAGAGUGGCGGAUUUGAUGGCGUGGAUUAGUGCGGCGAUGACGGAUCAGGAGAGGUGUGUGGAGGGUUUGGAGGAGGUGGGAUCGAUGGUUGGGGAUGAGGUGAAGGUGAGGGUGAAGAGGUCGAGUGUGUACUUGAGUAAUAGUUUAGCAAUACUUGCUAAUAUGAAAGGGUUACUUGACCGGUUUGGGGUUCAGUUAUAUCAGGAUUCAUGA
Messenger RNA from Helianthus annuus (common sunflower), 741 nucleotides. RefSeq names its product pectinesterase 1. Lineage: Eukaryota; Viridiplantae; Streptophyta; Magnoliopsida; Asterales; Asteraceae. Bases 1 to 741 code for a protein of 246 amino acids. Gene Ontology annotation, molecular function: enzyme inhibitor activity. The transcript has a single exon. The record is from RefSeq and is a predicted model, not a curated record.